Messenger RNA from Brenthis ino (lesser marbled fritillary), 1506 nucleotides. NCBI's taxonomy places the organism in Eukaryota, Metazoa, Arthropoda, Insecta, Lepidoptera, Nymphalidae. The record is from the annotation of a GenBank genome assembly.
AUGGAUCAAGUAACGCUGUACGAAGAAUUUAGAUUCAUAGAGAAAAGUGAACCUGAAGUUAAUGGAGCAUGGAAAGGUGCUCAGUUAUUACUCUUCUUUCUGGCAUUCGUGUUUGGAUCGUUCUGCACUUUCUGCUUUCAUCUGCUAAUGUAUUUAUUUGAUGAGAAGUGCGUCCUGUUCCCCAAGCUUUUAUCUCUAACGUCUCUUCGCCAAAAUAUGAUUUAUGAAUUCAUACCCGAGGAUAAGGAAACCGUAGAUAAGCUGCCGGUAGACUUUAUAAGCACUCAGUGGGUAGAAAAAAGUGCCUGUUUGCUUCCUACGUAUGUGCCUCUGGUUUCGGGUAUUUUUGGACUUGUAUGGACUACAAUGUUUUUGAUGUGUUCUACUGGUAGUCGCGUUUUGACUGGAUGCACGUACACAGUAAACGUAGCAACACUUGCUUAUGAACGUCGAAUCCGUGGCGUGUAUCAGGCGACACGACUCACAAUAUUUUCUGCGUGGCUUCACACAGCCUGUUGGGUGCUGUCUGCAUUUUUAGCCCUAAUGAGAGUUUUGUUGGCGGUCGACUUCAAACUCAUCCGAGUCAGUGUGCAAUUGCAAGGAAAUAUUGAUAGGAUGCUCGAGCAACAUGAGAGACACAUUUGUACUGUCUCUCCAGAUACAUUGGAGUCUAACCAUUAUUCACGAAGUAAAGUUCUAAUGCACUUCAAAAAGAAGGAUUUCCAUUCUAGUUUAAUGAAAUACAAACAAGAUAUAAAAAAAGAAGAUUUGGGCAAUGUAUUAUAUUAUUCUGAAGUUAUGGAACAAAUAUCUGAGCCCUCUUUAGUUACGGCAGAACGUCGUAAAUUAGAUAAACUAUCAGCCUGUGAUGAUGUGCCAAAGGAACAUCAGUUUAUUGUUAAAAUGCUAUAUAACAUACUAGACACGGUAGAAGCAACGCAAGAUGUUGAUAUACCUUCAAGCUCAAGUUCAACAAUAACUGAGUUUGACUCAUCUGUAGCCAUUGCACGACAAUAUGGGCAGCAGAGAAUAUCUUCAACAUUGAAUCAAGAUACAAAAAAACCAUCGGAAGAACUGUCUUUCAUGGACUUGGAAGAAGCUGAGGAAAUAGCUAUGGAACUAAGGCGAAAUUUACAUGAAAAAUUGAAUAAACAAUUAAAUGAAAUAAAGAUACCUCGGCAUAAAAAGUCAAACAAGGAAUCUACUGAAUCGACUAUGAAUAUGGCUUCUGAUACGAAAAUAGCUGUUCAAAAGAAAAAUGAUGCUGAAUCCAAAGGCGAUUCGUCAGACGAGUCAGAACCAAGUACAAGCAAAGGGGUAAAGAAAGUAAAAUUAAAAUCCAAUUUGAGACAAUCAGGUAUUCAAACUGAAGCAAAAAUUAAAGACAAAUCUGUUAAAGUCAAAAUAGAUUCUCGAACUAGUGUAUACUCUUUGAAUACAGCUUUCAAUGAUCCACAAUCGCCCAGGGAAAAUAAAAAAACGCAGACUAAUAAAGAGAAACAAGAA